CUAAGGCAUACUCGGUUGUUUAGCAAGCAUCCUACAAGUAGCUACGAUUCCUUUCAUCUCCUCCUUGAACCCCCACACAAUCAUGAAGCUCAUCUCAGUCAACGCCGCUUACCUCUUGGGCGGUAUCCUCAUGGCAAAGAGUGCAGUCGCGCUGACGGAGCGGCAGUUGGCCGCUACAGCACCCAAUUUAAACUACUGUCCGGGUAGCGUCAAACAGAAGAACCCCACUCACAAAGGCGAUUUUUUCGCUCUGUGGAACCAGACUGACGCAUCCUGGAAUGUUCCGGCGUUUGCAGCGGUCUCUGCGGACAAUAUCGCUGACUGCCUGGACAUCUGUAACAACCGCGGCGGAUGCGCCACCGCCGGUUUCCAAGAUGAAAAGAAGAAUUGCGACCUGUACAAUCAGGCGGUCGCCGGGUUUGAACUAAAUGCUGAGCGAAAAGCAUUCGCGUCCGAAGGCAUGUGCAACGAGAAUAACGCAGGGAUCAAAGAAGCUGCAGCGUCUGGAGGCCAGGGAAUGCCCAGCGGCUGUUGCCUUUGGUUCAUCCCACAAUCUCAGUGA
Filobasidium floriforme is the source of this 562-nucleotide messenger RNA. RefSeq lists its product as uncharacterized. Lineage: Eukaryota; Fungi; Basidiomycota; Tremellomycetes; Filobasidiales; Filobasidiaceae. The record is from RefSeq and is a predicted model, not a curated record. The coding region runs from base 83 to 562 and encodes 159 amino acids. The transcript has 4 exons.